AUGGUUUAUGCUUUUGUAGAUUGUAAAAUCUUUCUCUUGUCUGGCAGGGGAACUAAAUAUUCUGAGAACACCUCUCACGUCUUGGCAAAGAAGAGGAGCUCUCAUGCCGGAAGUGUAAGUGGGGUUGAACGUGCUGGGAAGGGAACUAAAGAGUAUGAGGACAUCUUGGGAAAGAAAAAGACUUCUCAUGUCUUGGCAAAGAAGACUUCAGAACUGUAUGAGAAUGUGUAA
Arabis nemorensis is the source of this 231-nucleotide messenger RNA. The record is from the annotation of a GenBank genome assembly. NCBI's taxonomy places the organism in Eukaryota, Viridiplantae, Streptophyta, Magnoliopsida, Brassicales, Brassicaceae.